Messenger RNA from Schistosoma rodhaini, 2374 nucleotides. Lineage: Eukaryota; Metazoa; Platyhelminthes; Trematoda; Strigeidida; Schistosomatidae. The record is from the annotation of a GenBank genome assembly.
GACCUGUUCAAGGCGGUGGUUUCGCAAAAGGUCGGUGUUUUUUGAACGAGAAUGUUCGGAGUUUUAUUAAGGGAGCGGAAGUCUCGAAAACAAUUAGUGCUGCUAAGUAGAUGAUGGAAAAAGCAUUCGUCUAGCGCAUUACUAAAGACUUGUACGUACAAGCCGGCACUGUAUCGAUAUAUCGAUACGACUAUUGGAUAAUUCCUAACGUAGUACCCCGUACAUUAGUAGUGAAUAAGGUCCUGUCUUUGCUUUUACGUUUACGAAAUACUCAAUCUUUUAUGUCUUCUUGCGAAGACCUUUUUCAGAGUUUCUCUCGUAAAGUUGAUAUUUCCAAUAUAUCUAGUGACUUAUUCGCUGACUCAUCCACUGAAUCACUUGGAGUAAAGUUAGAGAAACCGAAGGAUAAACAAAACCGUGUGAUUCAUAGCGUCGGUAAACUUAUUCCAGACUUUUCUUCGUAUGAAAAGCAUGAAUUAGUUGUGGAAUCGGAUAUUAGUAACCAUACAUCUUGUUUUCACCAUCAAAUAGCGAAUCGUAACGAAGAACGUACUACUCCACCUGAAUACCAUCCGAAUUUGGUUGUAAAAACCAAAUCUUAUGAUAUUUUCAAUAGUUCAUCUGCUGCAUUUUGUAGUACUCCUGGACCAUCAAACUCCCUUUCCACCUUGAAGUCGCUUAAAAAUACUCAUGAUUUACCAGCACCUAAAAUUGUGUCAGGUGAUGUUUUAGUGAAUACUCUUCAGGUUACACCUAUUCAUCCAGUAUUCCCUAAUCGAAAAUCUACUGUCAAUUUUAAAAUGGGAAAUAUUUCAUCACAAGUAAAUGGUCAACAAACAUUAACAUCAUCCGAUCAUUCUAUGUCUACACAUCAUAAGAAUAAAUUAGUGAUUACUCAUGGCGUAGAUCAAAUGCCUUCUUCUCAUGUAUUACAAUGUUUUAAUUUGUCUACUACAUCUACCAAUCAACAAAUUGAACAUGAUCAAAUUCCAUUCCAAUCAUCAUUUUCUACAAUGAAGAAAGUGGAAGCUGGUAAAAAAUCUGGAUCCUACACAAAACGACUUACAAGACGUUUUCGUUGUGAAAAUAUGAUAUUAAAUCGUUCAUAUAUGACAUUAUAUGAAGCUGGAGAUAUUAAAGGGACAUUGUUUAAAAUUUGUGAACAAUCCGAUUACAAAACAUUUGGACAAUUAUUUAUUCCAAGUCGUAGGAAAAAUCUGAGUAAAAUUGGUGAAGGAUGCUUUGGUGAAGUGUUUCGUUGUCCAGAUGAAUCCAAUCCAACUGAAUAUGUUGUCAUUAAAUUAAUUCCAAUUGAAGGUAAUAUUAAAUUCAAUGGAGAAUCACAAAAAUCUUUUAGUGAAGUACUUUCAGAGGUUAUUGUUUCCAAAGAACUAACUGCUCUUGGUAUGGGUCUUAAAAAUAAUACAUGUGGAUUUGUAGAAUUGAAAAAAGUUCAUCUUAUCCAAGGUUCAUUUCCUGCAUAUUUGAAAAAAGCAUGGGAUAAAUAUGACAAAGAGAAAAAAUCAGAAAACGAUAAUCCAAGUAUCUUUCCUAAAACUCAAUUAUGGGUUGCUUUAGAAUCAGCAUUUUGUGGUGUUACUCUAGAAAAUAAUGUUCCAAUUUGCCCAUGUGCACGUUUAUCUAUUCUAUUACAAAUUGGUAUAUCACUAGCUGUUGCUGAAUUAGAAUUAAAAUUUGAACAUAGAGAUUUACAUUGGGGUAAUGUUUUAAUUAGUCAUUCAUCAUCUUCCAACUCUUCUUCUUCUACUUCAUCAUCAACAUCAUCAUCAUCAUCAAUAUUGAAUAAUGACAAUCCUUGUCAAUAUUGUUGUACAUUAUAUGAUAAAGAGAAUGAUAAAUCAUAUGUAAAAUUUCGUUUAGAUGGAUAUGAAUGGAAUAUUCCAAAAUUUGGUUACAUUGUUCAUUUAAUAGAUUUUACAAUGUCUCGUUUAGAACAAGAUGAAGGUCUAGUCUACGUUGAUUUAAGCACUGAUCCAACUUUAUUUAAAUCACAAGGUGAUUAUCAAUUCGAUAUCUAUCGUCAUAUGAAAUCUGCAAAUCAUAAUGAUUGGAAAAAAUUUACACCACAAACAAAUAUAAUGUGGUUUCAUUAUUUAACAACAAAAUUAUACACGGAUUCAGAUAGAUUAUCAACAUCCUCCUCCUCCUCCUCCUCCUCUUCAUCCUCGUCAUCAUCAUCACAAUUACAUAAUGUAUGUUGGAAACAAUUAAAACAUUUAGAAUUAAUAACACGUUCAUUUAAUAAUUAUAAAUCUGCUUAUCAUUUAGUUACUAAUUGUGAUAUAUUUAAAAAAUUUUCUAAUUUAUUUUAAAAUUUCUUCAUGUUAAUUAGAAAUAUAUGUAUAUACUACUC